AUGUACACCUGCUGCGCAUCAUCUCUCUCCUGCUGCGAGAGCAGCAGCCUUCCUGUGUCUGCUGCUGCAGCAGCAACUGCUGCUGCAGCAACUGCUGCUGCAGCGACAGUUGCAGCUGCUGCUGCAGCAGCAACAGUUGCAGCAGCUGCAGCAGCAGCAACAGCUGCAGCAGCAACAGAAGCAACAGCAACUGCUGCAGCAACAGCAGCGUUGCGGGCCUUCUCUCUUUCUGUGCUGCAGCAGCAGCAGCAGCAGCAGCUGCUGCUGCUGCUGCUACCAAUUUACAUCUCAUCCACCUACAGCCAGCCUGUCGCUGCUGCUUCUGCAGCAGCAGCUGCAGCAGCAACUGCAGCAGCAACUGCAGCAGCAGCAGCAGCUGCAGCAGCAGCAGCAAAACGUUUUUCCCUUUCACAACUACAGCUGUGCUCACUUAAACCUCAGGAAGCAGAUGCGCAGCAACAGUAG
Molecule: messenger RNA, 465 nt
Organism: Eimeria mitis
Lineage: Eukaryota; Apicomplexa; Conoidasida; Eucoccidiorida; Eimeriidae
Exons: 1
Coding region: 1-465 (154 amino acids)
Molecular function (GO): ice binding
Source: RefSeq, a predicted model, not a curated record